This is a messenger RNA of Dicrocoelium dendriticum, 748 nucleotides long. The record is from the annotation of a GenBank genome assembly. NCBI's taxonomy places the organism in Eukaryota, Metazoa, Platyhelminthes, Trematoda, Plagiorchiida, Dicrocoeliidae.
GGGAGACUCUUCAUUCCUCCAAUCCAUCCCGGAUAGUUCAAUGGGCAUCCAUGUUCAGCGACUUGAUACCGAUGUACUUCAUGAACUACCAUGGAUCUCAAUCCGAGGUGGAAGUUUUCAAGACUAUGGAUGAGGGAGUCCGGCUGUUCGGGAUCGAGCAUAUUGUCCUAGACAAUUUGCAGUUUCUUCUUGGUGCUGGUGGAACUCGUUUUGAUGAUCGGUUUCAUCGUCAAGACCAGUUUGUGCAAAAACUGCGCACCUUCGCCAAUGAACGGCCUGUGCAUUUGACCGUCGUGGCUCAUCCCAGAAAGGAAGAUGUAGAUCGUCCACUCACCAUAUCCAGUCUGUAUGGGGGUGGAAAGCUGGCACAGGAAGCCGAUAAUGUGUUACUUAUCCAAAUGGAGACAAACACUGCGUAUCCGAAAAAAUUUGUCCAAGCCGUGAAAAAUCGGUACGACGGAACCUUGGGGAGCAUGGACUUGAUAUUUCACAAGGAGCGCCUCUCGUAUCGACCACAGAGCAGAGAGUUAAUAGUUAAAAGCUCCGCAAGAAGCUGUGCAUAACAACCACCCCUCCCACACAAGCAUCAUCGAAGACCUGAAUCUGUGCAUUUCCCUCUUUUUCCUCUCCGCAUCAAGAAACCUGGUCUGCUCACCUAUCAGCCUUAUCAAGAGAUCUUUAUCAUUCCUUUUUCUACACUCCUCUUGUUAUCCGGACAAUCACAAUCCCUAUAAAACUGUGCCAAAUC